UGACAUCGCACGACCACUAACGUCCCUCCUGAGAAAGGAUGAACCAUUAAUUUGGACGGAAGCCCAGGACACAGCUAUGAGCCAGCUCAAACAGCGCCUGUGCUCUGCUCCGUGCCUGGCUUACCCAGACCCAGGAAAAGAAUUCUAUCUGGACGCUGGAUUCUCCAGCCAUUGCCUCAGCGUAGGCCUAUACCAGCUCCAUGACAAAGACAAGCGAGUGGUCGCUUAUGCCAGUAAAACGCUGCUUCCCCCAGAAUGCAUGUAUUCAGACGAGUACGCAAAUACAAAGGGUCCGUGUGAAGCAAGUACUGCGUAAAAAUUGUCCCAUAUGCCAGCUUAGCGUGAACAGAAUUAAUUUAAAAAGGCACAUAGAAAGGAAACACACAGGAAAACAUAAGGACAUUACAGCAAGUUCACACCUUCUAAGUGAAUGCAUAGAUCCAGAGAAUGGAGUUUAUACUGUUCAUAAAUCUUUUCACGGGGUCACUACACCUCUGCACGUUCAAAAUAAAGUCUGGGGGGAAAAUCAACACGUUUUCUGUGAAUCUGCUGAGUGCCAGGUGAACAUGGAGUUGGCAUGGAGAAGUGGGUUAAAAGCACAUCAAUGCGUACACCUUAAAUCAUUAACUUACUGCACAUCCUAUGUCUCCUCUCCUGUACUUAGUGAGGAAACACUUAAUGAGAUGGUGAACAGCCGGUGGUUUGGCGAGGAUAAAAAGAAGGUCUGCCUUGAUCUGCAAAACCUUGCAAAUGCCAACCAUAUACCUCUGUCUGUAUACUCCCAAAUUGGAAUCCCUCAGUCCAAAAAAUACAUAUCUGUUUAUGAGCCGACUGUUUCAUAUUACAGUCGUUUAGGAAGAGUCAUGGUGUCAUAUGAGACAAAAAAGGAUUCAUGGCACUGUCCUUGUGCAAGGACGAAGAGAUCAUGCCAACACAAGUACAUUGCAAAAUGGCACUUAUUUCAGACUCACCAUGAGCUGUUCAGGAAAGUCUGGUGCACUGAGGAGGUGGAAUUUCAAACAUCAACAGAGGAUGGAGGCCGUCAUGAUGAGGUUGAGCUGGGUAACAUUCCUUAUCCUCCAAAAGAUGACCAAAAGUUCAAAGCCAUGGUUGAGUAUAUUUUGAAGUUCAAAAAAUUACCUGCUGUUCUGCCAGAACAUUUACGUCAUGCAUUAUUGGAAAAAGAAUACCCAAGGCACCUCAUUCCACUGGAGAUGAUGUGCCAGCAGUGCCCUGGCAAUGUACCCAUGAGUGACCCAAUCCUCAUUACAAAUAAGGCCAAAAUCCUAACCAGGUCGCGUAUUAUUGAAGACAGCUCUACAUACUGUAAAUCUUGCCAUCAAUGCGGAACCUUCUACCGUUACCAAGAGUGGAAAGAUGGCCUACACAAUUUUAAUGACCGGAUAAUCCUUGAUCUCUCUUUAUGCUUAACCAUAAGGAACAUGCUACAGGUGCAUACUGCAGUGAGCAGAGUGGUAGAAUAUUUAGAACUGACUACAGGGGUACAGUUUCCCUCAGCUAAUACAGUUCUUCAUGGGUAUCUUCAUUUUGAAGCACUCACUGAUCAUGACUAUCAGUAUUCCUGUGUAAAUUGUGGUGAUCAUCCACCAGUGGUCAUUAUGGACCUCCAUAAAAAGGGAGCCUUCCAUUUGUCAGUAAGUGACCUUGAACGACCUCCAGAGGACUUUAAUGGAGAGGUUGAUAUGGAGCAUUUUUGGGAAGCACUUUCAACGGAAAGGAUCAGUCGAGGAUUUGUAACAAGUGAUCAACACAAUCCAUUUAAAGUUCCGCCAACUUUUCACUUUUGGGCGCCGUGGAUAGGCAGAAAUACACGCCGGUCAAACAGUGUCCUCAAUACGGAAUUUGAAAAAGUCCGUCCGGCAAAACCAGAUGAGGUCUGUGAAAUAACAGUCUCUGAAGACCGCCUGACAGAGGAGCUGUACAAGCAGAAGGUUCAAGUGGUUAGGAAAUUAUGCAGGGAGUGUGGGUUGGAUUCCUCUGGAUCGCGAAAUGACCUCCUCCUGAGACUGUCCAAUGAAUUGAAGUCAAUGCACACGUAUGACAAGGUCUUUCAAAAGAUUUGGGCUGCGUCAGGCGGAUGGGCUGUGAUUAUGUGCCCGUGUGGCAUUGUAUACAGUAUAAAGUGCAACAUUAGAGCUGAAAGCCCACGUGACUUCACAGACAUGCUCCUUUCUUGGAAAUACAUGCCAAAUAUUGUAAUAUAUGACUUUGCACGUGGACUAGCAACACAAAUGAAUCUGAGAGAACCAGAAAGGUUGCCCUUCAAACCAUUUGAAGGACGGUUAAAAGCCCCAACUGCAGAAAACAUAGCACUAGCCAAAGAUGGGAAACUAAAGGUCUCACUUCCUUGGUUGAAUUGCAAGAAAGUGGUCCCAGACUGUUAUGGCCAUCCCAUAACUGGUUCAGCAGAGCAUUAUGCUCUGUAUGAUCGUUUCCAUGAAGAUAACACAAAGGAUGCCCGUGAUGCCUUGCGGAAGCUUGGCCUGGUCCCGCAACUUGCUGGAAUAGUCAACAGCCAAGUAGCAGAACAGCUGUUUGUAAAAAUGAAAAAAAAAAACAAUUACUUCUUAAACAUGGCUUUACCAUCAACUCAUCUGUUUCUCAUGAGGAAUAUCAUUCACCACUACAAUUGUCACAAAAACAAACAACGAUUGGGAGACAUAAAAAAGGCUUUCGAUACCAAGAUAGCUAUGAAUAUCCACAGCCAGGCAGUGUUGGCAGAAUCCGUGCCCCCGACAGUGGCCCCCGGCACAACACCGACAGCGGCCCCCGGCACGACCCCGACAGCGGCCACCGGCACAUUCCAGACAGCGGCCACCGGCACAUUCCAGACAGCGGCCCCCGGCACGACACCGACAGCGGCCACCGGCACGACCCCGACAGCGGCCCCCGGCACAUUCCAGACAUUGGCCCCCGGCACGACCCCGACAGCGGCUAUUGUCUACUCUUUGGCAUUUAUGCUCUUUGCAAAAGAAUGGAAUCCUAUACAGGACCAACUGCUCAAUUAUGUGCUGGACACAGGACGUCCUGCAGCUGAAAUUAUUGUGAAAGAAGGGCCCUUAUGUAUCACACGUGAAGAAUUCUGGAGCCUGGGGUUGCUAAGAGACAUGGAUUCUCAUGUGAGUACUGGGAAGUUAAUAAACACAAGGAAGGGAAACAGCAUUUUUAUUUGCUUUUAUGCUUGUUCAUUGAUGAGUUUUGAUUGA
Onychostoma macrolepis is the source of this 3227-nucleotide messenger RNA. RefSeq lists its product as uncharacterized. The coding region runs from base 201 to 3227 and encodes 1008 amino acids. The transcript has 9 exons. The record is from RefSeq and is a predicted model, not a curated record. NCBI's taxonomy places the organism in Eukaryota, Metazoa, Chordata, Actinopteri, Cypriniformes, Cyprinidae.